Molecule: messenger RNA, 1521 nt
Organism: Pocillopora verrucosa
Lineage: Eukaryota; Metazoa; Cnidaria; Anthozoa; Scleractinia; Pocilloporidae
Source: RefSeq, a predicted model, not a curated record
GAGGCAAUAAGGAUAGGGUUAAAUUCAUCAUCUGUUUUUAUUUCAGAGAUGCCUCGCACCCAGACGGAGCUUGAAGACAUCUUUUCAUUUAAGAUGUACCUUUUCCAGUUUGUGAACUUCUAUUCGUCACUCUUUUAUAUUGCGUUUUUUAAACUCAGCCCUGGAAGGCCAGCAGAAUUUAACAGGAUAUUUGGUUUUCGACAAGAAGAGUGUAAUCCGGCAGGUUGUUUAUUUGAGCUCUUGGUUCAGCUGGCAGUUAUCAUGGUUGGAAAGCAGAUCUUCAAUAAUUUUAUUGAAAUAAUCGUCCCAAAGCUUCAGAACUGGUGGAGACGCCGUCAGAAUAUUGAAACCCCCGACUUGACCGAAUACACACGUUGGGAACUGGACUAUGACUUGACUCAGUAUCCCGUGCACGGGUUGUUUUAUGAAUACCUUGAGAUGGUGAUCCAGUAUGGCUUUGUGACACUAUUUGUGGCCGCCUUUCCACUUGGACCGUUCUUUGCCCUCAUCAAUAACUUGUUGGAAAUUCGUCUUGAUGCUUACAAGUUUAUCGUGGUUUUUCAGCGCCCAAUGGCAGCUCGUGCGCAGGAUAUAGGAAUUUGGUACGCAAUCUUGAAAGGCGUUACGAAGAUCUCUGUGGUCGUAAAUGGCUUUGUGAUUGCCUUUGUUUCCGAAUUCGUCCCCAGACUGUAUUACACCCUAGGUGAACACAACGACAGCUUGGAAGGAUUUGUAAACCACACCUUGUCGUGUUUUGCGGUGGAUGAUUUUCCUGAGUCUGAGAGACCUUCUGGAGCUGCUGCUGUUGAGUUCCCCCUAAGAAUUAACAGUUGUGGGUUUAAUUUAUCUACCUGCAGAUUCCGAGGGUAUUAUGAACGACCAAAAAUUACAAUACUCAACACGACCCUUCCAAAUCCGAAUGCUUACAAGUUCUCGACAGCCUAUUGGCAUAUUUUGGCGGCCAAGCUGUUUUUUGUGGUUGCCUUUCUGCACAUCGUGUUCGGUAUGACGGCAAUCUUGGCUUGGAUUAUCCCCGAUGUUCCGAAGGAAGUUGACAAUCAAGUCAAGAGAGAGAACUUUCUUGCCCGCGAAGCCUUACGGUCAGCAGAUCAACAAGAUUCUGUCUCUCCAGUCCCUAGGGAAAAUUCGCGCGGCCAGGAUGAAAUGUUGUGAAAUGUUGUAGAAUGUCGUGUUUUGACAGAAAUUAUCUCGUAGUCAACGACUUUUAACUGAUAUCGGUAUAGGUAGUUAAAUCUGAUAAUACCACCGUCGCAUAUUUUGAAUAAUUUCUUGUGGUAAACGUAAGGCAAAGUUCGAAAAUCUUCACCAAAAGCCAGUGCUUUUCACAAGCUGCGUGUCAUAGCUCGCUGACCCAUACGAUUGAUAGUCUUCAUUUAUAAACUCAGUUUAAUCUUUCUAAUAGCAAAUGGUCAGUACGUGUCUGUUUUACAUAGAAUAAAGGGGGUACGUCUCUAAAGAAACUGUGGUGCUGCGUCGGUGGGAGAGUAUAGCAGGUAAUUU